Messenger RNA from Engraulis encrasicolus (European anchovy), 1009 nucleotides. Its product is annotated as GTPase IMAP family member 7-like. The transcript has 3 exons. The record is from RefSeq and is a predicted model, not a curated record. NCBI's taxonomy places the organism in Eukaryota, Metazoa, Chordata, Actinopteri, Clupeiformes, Engraulidae. Gene Ontology annotation, molecular function: GTP binding. Bases 74 to 1009 code for a protein of 311 amino acids.
AGAGGUUCCCCCUCCAAACAAUCUUUACGUGUCCCAGUAUUCACCAGAAACCAUAGUGAGAUGGACCAGUGCAAUGGGUGAAGCACCUUCCCUGGUGGAAAUAAUCAGAGACCAUGAAGUCAUAUACGCCAUUCAUGAAGACAGCUGCAACUCCACCAUCACUGACCUGCAACCUUAUGUAGAGUACACUGUCAACAUCACCACUGCACUCAACAAUGGCCGUUACAGUAGACCAACCUCCAAAACCUUCAGCACAGUUCUAGCCCUGAGGCUGAUCCUGGUUGGGAGACCUGGAGUGGGGAAGAGUACCUCCGGAAACACCAUUCUUGGUGAAGAUCACACUUCUACCUACAACGUGUUUUCUUUGAAAAAUGUCACUACUACAUGUCAAUCAAUAUCAACCUCAAGCCCACGUGAAAUGCAGGUGGUUGAUACUCCUGCUAUAUUUGAUGCAUCCAGAGAUAAAACCAAAAUUGAGAAGGAUGUCCUGCGUUGGAUUAAGAUAUCUUGUCCAGGUCCCCAUGCCUUCCUGCUGGUCAUGACAGUGAGUCGCUUCAGUAAACAGGAUCAGAAUGCAGUCAGGGCCCUCCAGGAGAUCUUUGGGGAGAGGGUGAAAGACUACAUGAUCGUCCUCUUCACCCGUGGAGAUGAGCUUGAAGGUCAGACUAUUGAAGAGUAUGUGUCCAGUGGCUCUGAGGAACUACAGAAACUGAUCAGAAGCUGUGGAGGGAGAUUCCAUGUGUUUGACAACACCAAGGAGAGACAUUACAACAGUACUCAGGUAGUUGAGGUGGUGAAGAAAAUAGAUGAGAUGGUAGUAGCUAACAGUAGACAGCAUUUUACUAAUGACAUGUAUGAAGAAACAACCAUAGUCAUGCAGGAAAGAGGCCUUGGGAGGUACUCAGAUUCAACCGAGAUAGCUCAGCACGUUUCCUUCCUCCCUCUCCUCCAAAGGAAGUCAAACCAGGAUGCCGACGUCAUCGUGUACAAGUUCGAACAGGAACUGUAA